Symbiodinium sp. CCMP2592 is the source of this 663-nucleotide messenger RNA. The record is from the annotation of a GenBank genome assembly. Lineage: Eukaryota; Dinophyceae; Suessiales; Symbiodiniaceae.
AUGGAUUGGGAACAGCUCCGAAGCAGGCCAGUCAUGGCAAGAGGGUCCUUCCGGCAGGCCUACAAGCUCAAGACGGCCUGGAUGCUGAUGGAACACUUCGAACACCUUCGUGCAGAGUCGUACAGAUACACUGUGCGGCUACGUACAGAUUGGCACCCUACGAUUUCGAUAGCUGAUUUAUUGCAAUCUUCCCAGAUUGUGCCAGGUAGCAUCUAUCAACCUUCCGAUGUGUUUGCCUAUGGUCUCCGGCACGGUAUGCAGCAGUGGGUCCUGUACCGUUUCAGGCUCAUGGAAAACAACUUGUCAAAUGCUUUGGUCGAAGGCGUGAAGCAUUACAGGCCCUUGAAUUGGAGCCUUGUCGCAUUGAGUGAAGUCGGAUGUGGUCCAUUCUCCUGGCUCAUGCUCCCACGAGAGGUCAUUGGUGACAUAUCCCAACUUGGUCCAUAUUGGCCGGCAGAGUAUCCCACUGUGGUCCUUGACGCGGUCAGAUUCCACGCGAGCCACCUUCUGCAAUUUGAUGCGAAAUUGAUGGCAAAGCUAUCUGACAUCCAUGAUUCUCGGGCAUCCAUCUCUCCAUAUCGCGACGUCCCCGCGGUGAGCGUCAAGUGCUGCACUUCGGAUGACUUUGAAAUCGAGCUGGCCCCUUUUGCACAACUUGUAUGA